GGCUGCUAAAUUCAUUUGACGACAAUAAUUGAUUGCUUUUUCGAUAUUGGAGAUUUUCUAUGAACACUUUUUCUUCUCCCUUUCCCUCUGUCUCGUUGCCGUGAACUUGUCAAGCUGCAGAGGGCGCGCGAGUCUCAAUUAGGCUCUCCUUCAGACAUUGCUGGUAUCAUAUACACGGUACCAUCGCCCCUCUUCGUUUGGCGCAUCGGACGAUACACCGGAACCUCACAUUUCGCGAAACGAGCACGUCCCCCAACGCCGGACACGACCUCAGAGCUCGAGCUUGGUUUGGUUGCGGCGAGCAACUACGGCGGCGAAUAGGACACGCUUAAGAAACGUUGAAGCAUUGUGACCAGCUGGUUGUAUCACGCGACUGGUGGCCCUUUUAUAUCGAUUUACUGCCCCCCCAAACCCGUCGGGUUCCAUGGCACCGUCACGAUGAUGAGUAGUAGCUCCAGAAUUGCUAGACGACGGAAUACAAGAUGAAUGGCGAUGCAGGUCUCGUGGGCUGCUUGGUCGAGAGACUCACCACUAGACUCCCACAUCGCACAGGCACACAAGCUACGGAUUUCCGCCAAGACGACAUAAUUGUGAUUACACGCGCAUCACUGCUGAAGAUCAGCGCCUCGUCGAUAGUACUCGUGCUCGAGUCGUUAAUGACAUUACUGGAGGAGCUAGCUCGGCCUUAUAAAGGCAUAGACGCACUCCCUCCGCACAUCUACGCCUCAGCGCUUUACGUAUUCGAGUUGCUGGCCGAUUGUUGCUCCGCCUCCUGGCAACACCAACGAGAUAUAACCGCAAAUGGCGCUGGUGGUGUGCGCGAGAACGGGAGGGUACCCGUCAGGCAAGUCCUCCCGGAACCCCUCGAUGCGGCAGUCGUGGGCAGAAUGACGGAGCUAUACAAGUGCUUGUUGAGCCCUAUACCAGAGGGAUGGACAUUGCCGGGAAUCACACUGCUAGACGAUUAUACUCUGCAUGACGUUCUAAACCCUCAGAUCACGGAAGGCCUGGACGUGCUCUUCACGGACCGAUUACCCGGCCAGAGCCUAAACAAAGUCAAGGUUCUUCGUGGGAUAGAGCUUGAACCUCAUAUCAGGAAGAUUGUCGAGUAUUGCAGUGCGUCCAAUUGGACUGCUACAUUCGACUAUCUCAGGACUACCGUCUUUGGCAUACGCAGUGCUGCUACAGUACAAUCCGGCAUACCACAACCUACGACUUUGGCUGAAGAUGAGAAAAACUCUCUGACGAUACUCCGGCUACUGGCUUACACGUGGGUCGAUGCACAGAAGUUAGGAGUCAUUAUACAGGAGCUUUGCUCCAGCUUUCUCCAUUUCAAAAAGUCCUUUCAAAACACGGUCGCAAUCGCGCUUCCUUUGAUGAUCCGGCGAUGGAUUGACCGAUAUCCGGAAGAAUUCCUCAGGUUGCACAACCAGCAUAGAAGACUCGACGGUGGUGCUGACACACUCUUCGAUAUGGCGCAGACUGCAGUUGACACCAACCAGAGGCGCGCAGUUUUGUCGCCAAUGCAAAUGUCGCUUUUGUUCCUUUUGCCUGACGUAUUUGAGGUGGCUAGCGGCUUACGUGAUGCUAAAAGUGGUGCUAUAACUAAGAAGAUGCAGUAUCUUGACGGGCUGAGGAAAGGUUUGAAGAACAGGAACGAAUCUGCGGCAUACUGCGUACUCCAACUAUUGCGUGUUGUGCGGCACUUCGAUAUCGACAGCGAUGCGGCCAUUAUCAGUUAUGCCAUGGAUAUUCAAGACGAGGUCCGCGAUGCAACAUUUCGUCUGUCGUCGAGCGGGCAAGGAGCUUCCUUUGACCAAGACAUGACAACAGCCGCUUUCACUUUUCUCACACAUCUGAAUCUUGAAGGAAGCGUAGAAUCUUUAGCUCAAACUUGUUUGCACCCGUCCUCUCCAAUGACUUUCAAGGUUGCGAUAAUACAAGCUUGCGCAUUUUUUGCACGAGAAAAGGAUGCAGAGGAAUACCAACCCCUCUUCGCUGAAACCAUUGGCUUUGUACAGAACCAACUAAAGGCGACAUUCAAUGUGCAAUCGGAUUUGGCCAGUGCGAAUCGUAACACUCAAAGAAAAGCAUCUGAGACCGGUGCUGCAAGCCUCGUCCUGCUGCGCAACAUUCUCAAAUUUCUCGAACCAACACCAGAGCUUUUAUUACAGAACCCACCCGACGACGCUACUGAAGGCUUCUACGAAGAUAUAUUCCAAGGUCUAAUCUCCUGCAUGGUGUCCCCAGAUGACCAAGUAAGAACGCUAGCUGGCGCUGUGGCUAAGAAGCUCUUCUCUCAAGGAGGCGUCUUGGCUCGACUACGUAAAUCAAAGCGGUUGGAUCAACAAAAUUUGAGGCUUGACUUUUGGAGAAUGACUUCGGCUGUUUUGAAUACUAUUUGCGACGAUCACGCCCAGUAUGGAGAUGAGAGAACGCUCCAGACGAUUCAUAGCUACCUAGAAUCGAGGCUCGUAUUGCUCCAAUCUAUCCAGGAAUUGAGUGACCCCCCUCGAGAAAUCCCCGAGCGAACAGCGACAGCAACGAAGCUCGAGACUUUAUUCUUAGUAUCAUUGUGCUCUCCAGAUAUCGAAACGUGCCAGCUCGUCACAUCCUGCAUUGCGCUAUUCCAAGAGGAAUGCGAAAUCAUUGAUGCGUCUGAUGCAACCAAGACUUCACCUCUACUUCGAAACGGCGAUGUGUUCAAGGAGAUGGGAUCUCGCGCGUUCCGCUUCACCGGAGUCGUAGCAUUUCAGAAACGUGUGCGCAAUUUAUUGCGCAGCAUGCAGUUCCCGAGUGCCGGUAUAUUGAAUGCUUGGGAAGUGGCGUUUGAUAAGUGGUUGCACUUGUCAAAAGACGUCUCGACCACAUCAGUGGAUUCCGUCGAUGACAGGACCCUAUCCGAAUGGCGCAAUUACACCGGUUUUCUUGCAUCAUUAGGGGGCAUCUGCACUGCUGAUCAGGCUUACGUAUUGGAAGAGCCUGCUAUUAGCGGACUGAAAUGGAUCGACAGGUUGUCUUCUGAGAACAUUGAGGAGCCAUUCUUGAGCCGAUUUCUGCGGCUCAGUGUGCAACUCCUGGCCUGUACCAAUGUGCGUGUAAGAGAGACGAUGAGAGAUGUGUUGUCGACCGAGAUAUCACCAAAUCUCUAUCAGCCCCUAUUCAAGGCUCUAGAAUCCGAACUGGAGGUGCUUUUCACCGGCGCACUUGAAACCACAGGCAAGAACUCAGAUGGUGAAAUAAUCUUUGCCGAACAAGCUGCCUCUCUGCUGAAGGCUUUAGUUGAGCGCCUGCAUUCUCCGUCUGACCUAGGAGCAGCCUCAUCAGUACAUCUUGGGGCCUUGGCACUGAAUUUUGCCAAGUUUCUGGAAGGUGGAGUGGACAACAUGCACUGUCUGAGAGUCAAGAUCAAAGUUUGCCAGCUUUGUGAAGUCCUCAGCAAGAAGAAGGAGCACUUAAACCUCCGGGAUGACGUACGCAUUCGAAACCAGCUUCUGGAAUUCAUUUUCGGAUGGAUCGCACGGCCAAGAUCGCCGCGCGGUGACGGUAGCUACGGACCUGGACGCCAAGAUGAGGUAAUCCGUGUUCAAAAAGAUCUGGAUAAGGCGUGCCUUCGCUCGCUUGCUGAGCUGACCUUCAGGCUGCCUCUACAGCCUGGUGAAGGCCAUAAUGACGCGGGUACUAGUGAGCUAAAAUCUCAAAUGUUCCAUACGUACUUCAACCGAUUCCUAUCACUACUCAACUAUGAAUCUCAGGAGGGUUACAGAAGCGAUCACCUCGUACCACCUACCACUCGUGAUGAGUCAACUUCCGCUGCAGAUCUUGCCAUCACCAUUCUAUCUAACCUCUUAAGUGCCAACAUCGAUGUUGGUUUGAAACACUCUUUGAGCAUCGGUUACCACGAUAAUGUCGAGAUACGAACCGCUUUUCUCAAAGUUCUUUUCAACAUUUUGGUACAAGGCACUGAGUUCAGUAAUCUCUCUGAUGCUGCUGUCAGUGAGAAGUAUGAUGAACUCUUGUCGCUUCUUACUCAUGAUACGCAACUUGCUGUAGCCAUAGCAUCGGUGUGUCCCAGUGGCGAAGUCGAUGAGCUCACUAUUUCCUUGCUGAACAUCUUUGAGUCACGUGGUAUGGCUUUCGAGCUCAUGGAGGGGUUGAUCAAGCAAGAGAUUGAAGACACCGAGAACGAAUCCGAGAUAUUGCGGCGCAAUUGUGUUGCUACGAAGGUGCUUUCCAUAUACGCCAAAUGGAAGGGUUCUAAUUAUCUCCGCGAAACUCUGCAAAAGGUUGUCGAACGGCUUAUGCUGACCUCGCAAGAUCUCGAUCUUGAGCUUGACCCUGCAAGAGGCAUCCAAACACAGGAAGAGAUCCAAAAGAAUGCACUUCAACUCAAGGUCGUAACAAAAGUCUUUAUCGACGAUAUCGUCACUUCGGCUAACAACAUUCCGGCCUCGUUCAAGAAGAUAUGUAGCAUCAUAUCCGACGCCGUACUAGAUCGGUUCCCAGAGGCAAAAUACACCGCGGUUGGCGCUUUUAUCUUCCUGCGAUUCUUCUGCCCAGCCAUUGUAGCCCCCGAAACAGAGGGGUUGGUUAGCACUCCUCCCUCCAAGGAAAUGCGCCGCGGUUUGCUCUUAAUUGCCAAAGUUGUACAGAACCUUGCAAACAACGUCUUGUUCGGCGCGAAAGAACCGUACAUGUUUCCGUUGAAUGAGUUCCUUACCGAAAAUAUUUAUUAUGUUACCACAUUCCUGCGUCAGAUAUCUGUAAAACCAGACCCUAGCGAGAUACGCACACUGGAUCCGGAAUCAUUCGACUUUGGUUCAUGUGUUGCCUUACAUCGAUUCCUCUAUGAUCAUUGGGACCAGGUUCGCCAGAGACUUAUGUCUCAAGAAAGGAGAGAAUUUGUUCGGUCUCCUGCCGAGCCUCUUCGCGGACGAUCACCAGUUUUAGAGCCACUGCGAUCUCUAAUUACAAACUUAGGCCCUCCUCCCCUCGCUGUGACCUGGAAUCGGCCGCAGAUGACUGCCAAUAGCCCUCCUUUAUACUCUCGAUUCCAGCAGUUCAUGUUACGAAAUGCGUUCCGGGGUACAGAGUCCUUCAUGACUUCUCGCGCUGUAUACGAUGGCGGUGAGAGCAAGGAUGGGUUAUCCAUUAUCUGCAUUAUUUUGCGCCACAUCGACUCAGAUUCUAUAGAUUAUGAUACUUUGCUUUAUUGCUACUUGAAGAUUGCGAGUCGCUUGUGGCAUCGACCAUUUGGCAUAUUGAUUGAUGCUACAUGCUACAAUGGUCAAAACGAACCUCCGGAUGAUUUCUUCAAAAAGCUUGACCUGCUCUGUCCGGUUGAACUCUCACGCCAACUGACGAGGGUUUACGUGUACAAUAUGAACAGUGCAUUCAGGAAAUGUCUGCGUCGCAUUCUUCGCGUGGCUACUAAGAGCGAUACCAGCGUUUUCAACCCUGGAAACGUUGACUAUCACCUCAUCGGCAGCUUACAAGAUCUUCAGUCUCACUUUCAUCUAAGCCAACUUCACCUUCCCAAGGAGACCAUCAGUGUAGUAACGGACACCAGAUUUGUCUUUCAGCCAAUUACUAGGCUGUCAAAGACAAGGGGCAAAAUUGAGGUGAUAAUCAAGGUCGGCAGUCAAUUCGUACAAGUCACUACGGUCCGGAAGCAAGAAGUCCAUCCUGGGUUUCGCCUGAACGCGACUGUGAACGAUAUAUUCAGGCUAGGAGAGGUCGAGGAAGCUCCAACGUCGAUUCCUACUGAGGACGACUCUGCCUUUGGUCUGCGUGCUGAUAAUGGCAAGAUUGUCAUGUACUUCCAAAGUCCCAAAAAGGCCGAUGUACUUCAGGCGGUACGCGGCGCCAAAGUGAAGUACGGCAAGGACACGAGGGCACAGAAGUCGUUCGAAAGGCUCAUCCGACCGCAGGACGUCCCAGGUACUUUGCUAAACCUGGCUCUCACAAACCUCGCUGCACCGGAUCCUGUGUUACGACUGGCUUCUUACAAUCUGCUGGGUGCUCUCUGCCGCGCCUUCAAGUUCAAGGCAGCUUCCAAGUUCAUGCUAAUUAGAGAUAUCUCGGUGCCUCUGGACCCAUCACAGUUCAUUGUGAAUAUCAGCAAGCAUCUCGCAGAGGAGGAACCACAGCUCACCGCGGAUUUCUUAAACGAAUUUUUUGGAGGGUGGGAGAGCGUAUCUGAUGAACAAAAACCUCUAAGUCUGGCCUACAUGGCACCUUGGCUGCCAGGACUUCGUACAGCUCUUCUUGGGGACGAGACAGACAGUGAGAAAGGUAAGGAGAAGAUCGCCACCAUCUUCCGGAAGCUUAUCGACGUGGCAACCAUGGAUCCCACCUUGAACCUUACCCUAGAGCUCACUGUAUGGCCUGCUAUCUACAAAGACGAGACACUUUUGGAUAUCUUCCUUGAGGAGAUACUCAAAGCCGCGAUGAGUCUAGGACUUUAUGAUGAGCAUACACAGGCACUCACUACCAUUGUGACGUCCAUCGGCACCCUUACGCUUCGCGGCAAGAUCAUCUCUCGCCUGAGGAAAGCCUUGAACAGGUCUUCUCAGCGGCCGACAAAGUUCUUACCAGACAACGCUGUCUGGCCGGAGAUAUGCAUUCUCCUCAAUUUCUGCUUGUCGCUCUCAUUCGACUGCGGAGUGCAAUCCCAACUAUACAUGCCAGAAAUCUUCCAUAUCGUCACAAUGUUGGCAAAUACAGGGCCAGCAGACAUCAGAAUUUUGGUCCACAGGCUGCUCAUCAAUACCAUCCAUGCAGCCUGCACCUCAUUUAAGCUUGACGAUGCCAAGCAUGCCAGGCUGCGCAGCCAUCUUGAGACACUGGCAGAACCUAGGAACGAUAUCUUCUCGCCACCGCCUGCGUUCGUCCGUGACGGUUCUUCCAUGUCCACAGCCCAGGAGACUGGUCAGACACUUGCCUCGACAGAGCAUCUGGCCUCUCUACUAUUCGAAUGCUGCUCAGUAGCGGCACCUUCCGUGGAUAUGGCCAACGCUUGGCGGUCCCGGUGGAUGAGUCUAGUUGCGAGUACCGCAUUUCAAAACAAUCCUGCCAUUCAGCCUCGAGCAUUUACAGCUAUGGGAUGCCUUGCCAGGGAAGAAGUCGAUGACGAUCUUCUGUAUCAGGUCCUUGUCGCUUUACGCAAUGCCGUCGGCCGCUUUGGCGAGGACAACCAUAAUGAGAUGAUGGUUGCCAUUGUCACGUCCUUGUCAAAGAUGAUGGGCAAGUUGAUGACAGCUUCUCGUUAUGGUUUGCAGCUGUUUUGGCUUGCGAUAUCGUUGCUUCGUCUCGUUCCUCCGAAUCUUUUCAACUGUGCUGCAAACUUUCUCGAGGCCGUAUUGACUAACAUUGGCACUGCCGGUGAUCUGAGAAACGACAAGAUGGCUCAAGUCUUGCUCCAAGGACGGAGUCAACUCGAAGACGCAGCUCUGCCAUUGGAUGCCGCAUACGGCAUCCACUUUACAACUGAAACGUUUCACUUCGCUGUUUGCGCUUGUCUUGCUCGUGGUCUUACCGACACUAUGACCAAAGCAACGGCCCUGCGGGUGCUGGCGACGUUCUUAGAGAUGACGACGACAAACUCACCUUCUGAUGCUGAUAAGUUGCCACGAGACGUGGUCACCUCACCGUAUAUGACCCUGAUUCAAGCCAGGGCAGUCGAGCCGGAGGAGCUCAAGGAUGCAUUGUACUUGUCUGGAAUUCACCCCUCUAGUGUCUCGAGUCAGAACUUCUCCGUAAUGAAGGACAAGGACUUGCUACUGAACACAGCUAUUGCGCUCAUCGAUUUCCAAUACUUGGAGGAUGCUGUGCAGAACCGCACGCUUACAUGGCUGAAUGAACUAGCCAUUGGGCGCCCAGCAGUACUGUUGCAUCUGUGCUCGCCAGUCGCACAAUCCCUCGACGACAUAUUGCUGCACUGCCAGAACUCAUCCACACUGGAAUCUGCUCAUACAUUAUUCCAAACCAUGACUUCAAAUCCCAAGUUCUCGAGUGCUCUGGAAUCAAGUGGGGUGCUCAACGAGAUCCUGGAGGACUUGGGCUUUAGUGGACUAUGGCGGUCCUGCUCAUUCAGUCAGACGACAGAGCCAGACAGACAGUGCUUCGCACUAACUGAGAAGCUUAUUGAGCUGAUCAUCAUUUGAGGCACUCGUAACAGCUGUAGGGAGAGGAAUAGACAACAGAAGUAUUUAGGCCAUCGACGAUGGCGCAUGAGCAUCGUAUUCGAGCGAUCAUGUAGCGUUCGAAAUCGUGUAUUAAGGGACUAGGUUUGGGAGGAUAUACCUUAGCAUCUUAGGUUCGGAGAUUCAUAUUAGCGUGGAUUUGGAGGCAGAGGGAAGUAGGCAAUUGAGACCGGAAUUUCAAGUUGAACGCAAUGAUUAUCCGGACCGAGCUCGUGAGAUAAUUCCAGAUUAAUGGCCAAUCUGAUACCAGUACGGCCCGUUUACCCUUCGGCUAAUAGUAAUCCCUUCACGCUGUUUAUGUUAUUGUUGGUCAAACACCUUUCGAAGAAUUUGUAAAUGGUGAAAGAGUUUAAUUUUUAGUUGUUAACAGG
Molecule: messenger RNA, 8575 nt
Organism: Truncatella angustata
Lineage: Eukaryota; Fungi; Ascomycota; Sordariomycetes; Amphisphaeriales; Sporocadaceae
Product: GTPase-activator protein for ras-like GTPase
Exons: 11
Coding region: 483-8165 (2560 amino acids)
Biological process (GO): regulation of GTPase activity
Source: RefSeq, a predicted model, not a curated record